Messenger RNA from Adineta steineri, 1170 nucleotides. NCBI's taxonomy places the organism in Eukaryota, Metazoa, Rotifera, Eurotatoria, Adinetida, Adinetidae. The record is from the annotation of a GenBank genome assembly.
AUGGCAAAUCAAACUGCCAUUAACUUCCUUACGUUACCGGUUGAACUUGUCUACCGAAUUUUGGAUCGUCAAUCUGAUUUCACAAUUAUAUGUUCAAUGAGAAAUUCUCUCACCACGCUAAAUCUUGCGAAGAACAAAAUCGGUAACCUUGGAGCACAACAUUUGGCUGAUGCCUUACAAUAUAAUACAGUAGCACUCACCGGUCUAGAUCUCUCCGGCAAUCGAAUUGGUCAGGUUGGAGCGGAAUAUUUGGCUGGUGCAUUACAACACAACACAACAAUCAUCACUCUAGAUCUCUCGGGCAAUCAAAUCAGUCAUAUUGGAACACAGUAUUUAGCUGAUGCAUUACAACGCAACACGACACUUACCACACUAAAACUCGAAAAUAAUCCUAUCGGCGAGGAUGGAGCACAAUAUUUAGCUGAUGCAUUACAACACAACACAACACUCACCGGUCUAGAUCUCUCCGGCUGUCGAAUCGGUCAGGAUGGAGCACAAUAUUUAGCUGAUGCAUUACAACACAACACAACGCUGACUAGUCUAGAUUUCUCGAGCAAUCAAAUCGGUUCGGAUGGAGCAAAAUAUUUUGCUGAUGCAUUGCAACAGAACACAACACUUAUCAGUCUAGACCUCUGGGACAACGGCAUCGGAGAGGUUGGAGCACAAUAUUUGGGUAAUGCAUUACAACACAAUACGAUACUGACGAAUCUAGAUCUGUCGUGGAAUGAUAUCAAAGAUGUAGGAGCACAAUAUUUAGCUGACGCAUUAAAACACAACGCAGCACUGACUAGACUAAAUCUCCGAGAUAAUCGAAUCGGAGAACUUGGAGUACAAUAUUUAGCAUAUGCACUACAACUUAACACGACACUCAUCACUCUAGAUCUAUCGAAAAAUGAAAUCGGACAGAUUGGUGCACAAUAUUUAGCUGAUGCAUUACAACGCAACAAAAAACUUAGUACAUUAGAUCUCUCGUGGAGUCAGAUCGGACAGAUUGGUGCACAAUAUUUAGCUGAUGCGUUACAACACAACACAACACUCAGCAGUCUAGGUCUCUCGAAAAAUGGAAUCGGAGAGGCUGGAGCACAACAUUUGGCUGAUGCCUUACGAUAUAAUACAGUAAUUCGUAUUCUUUCUAUAUCUUUAGCUCUACUUUCUCAUCUAGACACUUAA